Dothidotthia symphoricarpi CBS 119687 is the source of this 2555-nucleotide messenger RNA. Its product is annotated as stress-activated map kinase-interacting protein-like protein. The record is from RefSeq and is a predicted model, not a curated record. Bases 84 to 2555 code for a protein of 823 amino acids. Gene Ontology annotation, cellular component: TORC2 complex; cytoplasm; plasma membrane. Gene Ontology annotation, biological process: TORC2 signaling. Lineage: Eukaryota; Fungi; Ascomycota; Dothideomycetes; Pleosporales; Dothidotthiaceae. Gene Ontology annotation, molecular function: phosphatidylinositol-4,5-bisphosphate binding. The transcript has 2 exons.
CACGAUAUGUCGAUGUGAUAUGAUACCCCUCAGCUGGCCUGAUCCCCCAAUGUAGCGACGACUCGACGAUACGCCCGCUCACCAUGUCCCUCCUCCAGAACGAAGACUUCGUCCUCUACCAGCUCCGCACCGCCUACCUCUCGUCCAUCAAGGACGGCGUCGGCGAGCGGCUGAUCAACGUCAAUGCCGCCGUCCUCAACAACCCGGCCUUCCGUGCCGCGGGGUGGGUGCCCAACGCCGCCGACAUCAAGCGCACCUACUCGCCGCCCAUCCCCACGGCCGUCACGUCCGAGUACUUCCAGGCCCCGCGCUCGGCUGGUCUGAAGGCGCCCGAGGGCUUCGACGACGACGACGAUGCCGGCAUGGUCACGGGCGGCGCGAGCAACGACACGGUGGGGCCAACGGUGCAUGCGAAGCCGCGCCGGCGCAAGGAGCCGCUGGACCAGGACGACAGCAGCGACCUCAGCGACGAGAGCGAUGACGACGACGACGCCCACCGCCCCGCCAACCAGAUCAAGUUCACCAAGAUGCCGCUGCGCACCCGCUCCGGCUCGUCGCCCAUCCGCGGCUCGGCCCUGCGCAACGAGCUGGCCGAAGCUGGGGGGCAGCCCUCGUUUGUGGUGACGUCCCCCUCCCAGCCGUCCAGCCUGCAAGUGCGUCGUGGCUCACUGAACAUGGUCGACACGGUCCAGCAGCGCACGCGCCGAGACACCAUCACGAGCAGCGACAUGUCGUCCGAGAACGAGAUCGACAGCACCAACUACAGGCGGCGCCGCGCCAAUGCCCGCAAGGUGCCCAAUGCCAAGCAGCUGCUCUCCCAGCGCAUCGAGGAAGACGAGCGCGAAGCAGAGGCUGCCAGUCUCGACCCCCUGCACGAGGGCAACGAGUCGGACAGCUCCAUGUCGUCCGAGUUCUCGGGCUCGGCGGAUAGUGAGUCGCUCAUGGGCGGCGGUGGCGACCCGCUCGACUCGUCGCCGACUACAGAGCUGCCCAACAUGUCCACUCUGACGCCCUUCAAGACGUCGCCCCGGAAGAAGAAGGAACCUCUUGAGCCGAUUCUUCAAGCACUGCCGCCGCCAAGGCCCAUCAGCUUCGUCCUGCCUGUGAGCGCCCUCACUCAAGCCCUGCAAGCCAAGGAGCAGAAGCCUUCCAAUCCCCUGCAGCGGUUUGCUGGCUGGAAUGCCGCUAGUGAGGCCCAGCAGAACCCCCUGUACAUCAAGCUCUACUGCCCCUUCGCAGCCAAGCCCUCGAAAGCCGUCGAGCUGCUGAUCCGGAAGUUCAACGACAAGGGCGAGGCCAUCUCAGUCGCCGAGGCCAUUGGCUAUGCCCUGCACCGCUACCAGGAGGAGAAGCUGGAACCGCCACUAGCCCCGGAGAAGAUGAACGUCAACUGCUGGGUCAUGCGCAUGUACGACGACGGCGAGGUCGACGACGAGUUCCCGCCACUGACACGCAACAAGCCCCUGAAAGACUUCGCCUCCAACAACGCCCGCGGCAUGCGCCCUCGCGCGCGUGACAAGCCAUGGGACGAGUUCGCCCUAGUUGAAGCCUCCGCGCGAGAAGUAACAGAGGCCGAGAAACUCACCCCAAUCUACAGCGAAGAAGCAGCCGCCGCUCUCGCCUCACAAAAAGACGCCCCAGACUCGCCCGACGACGCCACACCCCUCAAACCCCAACCCAUCCCCAGCCGCGCAAAAAGCUUCCGCAACCCCAUCACAGGCCCCUCGUUCGCCCCGACAGCAACCAGGAAGAACACAAGCAACCUCGCCGACGCGCCAACCGUCUCCGCCUCCCACGCCGCCUCCCGCAUCGGCGCGCCCAGAACAAUCACAGUACAUUUCACAGACGAACACUUCAACGCUAAACACAUCCCCGUCCCCUGCACAACAGACACGUAUAUCGCCGAGGUCUUCGACCGCGUGUGCCGCGACCUGCAUCUCGACAAAGGUCUAUACAUCCUCAAAGUCAGCGGGUCAACCACCGUCGCGCCGUCAGACCGCACAGUCGAGGCGCUAAACACACACAUGGACCUAGACCUCUCGCGGCGCCGCUUCGUCGGCGACGGCGUCUUCGGGCUUUCCGGCUCGCCCGGGUCAUCAUCCCCCAACGCCCCGCUUAUCAUCUCCACCGGCGCCGUCCCCAAAAAGACAAAAAAGAGCGACCGCGUCCACGCCUCAGCUCUAUCCCGCACCGCCGACCCGUCGUCCGCGGCCCUCGCCCUCUCCUCAACAGGGUACUACCGCCGCUACGCCGUCCUCCGCAAACAACCCAUGUCCUUCGCCUCAUCUACCGCGCGCAUCCUCGCCCUAGAUAACGAGUACAUACACAUCAUGCCCGGCGAGAAAACGGGCGAGGGCAAGACGACGACGGUGCAUUUUAGUAGCGUGGUCGGGAGUAAGGUGAGUAAGAAGCAUCCGCGCAUGUUUCGGGUUAUUGUUUUUAAGGAGAGGGAGACGAAGAGGUAUGAUUUUGAGGCGGGGGGGGUGGAGGAGGCGGGCGAGAUUGUGAGGGAGAUUAAGAGGGGGGUGGGGAGGUUCCAGGAGGGUAUUGUUUAG